Aegilops tauschii subsp. strangulata is the source of this 1552-nucleotide messenger RNA. Its product is annotated as F-box protein At5g07610. Gene Ontology annotation, molecular function: protein binding. The record is from RefSeq and is a predicted model, not a curated record. Lineage: Eukaryota; Viridiplantae; Streptophyta; Magnoliopsida; Poales; Poaceae.
GCACUUCACUUCCCUCGUCGUCUCCACUUCACUUCCCAGCUCCGCCGCCGCAUCUCGCAGCCGCGCUAGCCGGCGCAGCUGAAGCUCUCGACGCUCAUCGCUUCGCCGUUCCCGCAGCAAGCACCUGACUAUGAGCUCCUCAUCUCCACGGACGGCCAUGGCGAGGGACUCCAAGAAGAAGAAGAAGAAGCGCCUGAAGGGGAGCCCGGUGUCCAAGCUCACGGACGACAUCCUCGCAGAUAUCAUCUCGCGCGUGCCGUACAAGUCGACCUGCUGCUGCCAAUGCGUCUCCACGCGCUGGCGCGACCUCAUCUCCCACCGCGAGCACCAAAAGAAGAUGCCGCAGUCCAUCGCCGGCUUCUUCCACGAAGGUUCCAACGCAUUCCGCUCCCCCAGAAAUGCUCGUUAUUUUACCAAUCUGUCGCGCCAACGCUAUCCUCUGGUCGACCCCUCAUUGUCAUUCCUGCCCGAUUGCGAGCGCCUUGACAUCUUGGACGGCUGCAAUGGGCUCCUCCUCUGCCACUGCUGGAUGGCUGUGGAUCCCAUGGCAUUUUAUUAUUAUGUGGUGUGCAAUCCCACUACUGGGAAAUGGGUGGCCGUGCCUGCCACUGACGGGUCCAGCAUGGUGAGCGUUGCUCGCCUGGUUUUUGACCCGGCCGUUUCAUCCCAUUUCCAAGUAUUUGAGUUCAUAGAUGAGCAGUCACGGGGUAUAGCCGAGGACGAGCUCGAUGCUGAUUGCUGUGGACGCAUCGAAGCAUUAGCAAUUUAUUCGUCCAAAACUGGAGCUUGGAAAUAUCAAACAGUUGAACAUGGUCCAUUUGUGAUACCCGAGAAUUCAGUAAGUGCAUUUUUUAAUGGGAUCUUGCAUUUGCCUGCCUAUGAAUGUGUAGUGGCUGUUGAUGUGGAAGGAGCUAAUUGGUGGCUCGUUGAUGUUCCUGAGCCACCAUACUAUGCUGAUUGUAUAGGUGGCGUAUUUCCAUCACAGGGACACUUGUAUUUUGCUGAGUCUGAUCGUUCUAAACUGUCAGUCUGGGUUCUUGAGGACUAUGUUACAGGAAAAUGGACUUUGAAGCACAAUGUGAGCCACUUGCACUUGUUCGGAAGAGAGUAUUCAUCAUUUGCGGAUUAUUAUAGUGUUAUUUCAAUCCAUCCAGAACACGGUUUGAUUUUUAUAGUCAGUGGAGAAGAGAAAACACUAAUGUCAUACGACAUGGAUUCCGGGGAGCUGUGUAUUUUACGCCAACUUGGAUGGGAAUGCAGGCCUCCUUAUGUUCCAUAUGUUCGCUUGUUUUCAGAGUCACUUGGAGAUGAGAACUAGAAGUCUUACUUGCGUAAUGCAGCUUCACAUAUGUCUUUCCAAUGAUAUUGGAGCUAGGUAUUGCAUACAAGCAACAGUGACUUGGGUAGAUCUUUAUGAAGUUGUGAUAGUUUUUGGACUGCACUAUGUAUGCUAUUCGGUCAACUCAGUAAUUGUGUUUGUGUUUUUGUGCUUAUAUGUAUUACCUCCCAAGUACCUAACUAUGGUUACUAUGAUCAUUCUGUUGAACCGUUA